Messenger RNA from Haemonchus placei, 246 nucleotides. The record is from the annotation of a GenBank genome assembly. Lineage: Eukaryota; Metazoa; Nematoda; Chromadorea; Rhabditida; Trichostrongylidae.
GAGUUGAUCUAAUUUUCAUUUCAACAGAGUCGAAGAACUCCAGAAUCUAAGAAUCCACUAGGCUGCGAACUGUGGGACUAUGAAAAAUUUGAAAUUCGGUACCCAAAAGACGAAAAGGAAUUAUUACAACACGAGGGAAAAAUGGAAGCCACGUGCUUUUGCAAUCAAACAGCAAUCUGUGCAACGCAGCCGGAGACUUUCGAAGUAAUGUUUACUUUCACUUGGUUUUUUUACCACUGUAACUAA